Panicum hallii is the source of this 2067-nucleotide messenger RNA. RefSeq names its product apoptosis inhibitor 5-like protein API5. The coding region runs from base 73 to 1701 and encodes 542 amino acids. The record is from RefSeq and is a predicted model, not a curated record. Gene Ontology annotation, molecular function: mRNA binding. Lineage: Eukaryota; Viridiplantae; Streptophyta; Magnoliopsida; Poales; Poaceae. Gene Ontology annotation, biological process: regulation of programmed cell death. Gene Ontology annotation, cellular component: nucleus. The transcript has 16 exons.
CUGCCUCCCCCCACUGUUCCCUCCCCCUCCCGCAUUCCAAACCCUAACCCCCAAAUCCCCCGCCCUCCUCCCAUGGCCGCCGCCGCCGCCGACGCCGACGCCGACGCCGCCGAGGUGGAGCGGCUCUACGAGCUCGGCGAGCGCCUCUCCUCCGCCAAGGACAAGUCCGAGCACGCCGCGGACUACGAAGCUAUCAUCGCGGCGGUGAAGGGGCAGAGCGUCAAGGCGAAGCAGCUCGCGGCACAGCUCAUCCCCAGGUUCUUCCGGAGCUUCCCUGCACUCGCCACGCGAGCCAUGUCGGCCAUGUUUGACCUCGUCGAGAUGGAGGAGCUCGCGAUCAGAAUACAAGCUAUUCGGGGGUUUCCACUUCUAGGCAAAGAUACUGAAUUUGUGUCAAAAAUUGCUGAUAUUCUAGGACAACUCCUUACUAGCGAGGAAAAUGUGGAGCGUGAUGCGGUUCAUAAAGCCCUCAUGUCCCUUAUACGACAAGAUGUUAAAAAUUCCUUGCAGCCUUUAUUUAAGCAUGUGGAGUCAGGAUCAGAGAUUCGUGAGAAGAUUAUUUGUUUUCUAAGAGACAAGGUCUUUCCUCUUAAAGCAGAGCUACUGAAACCCCAGGCAGAAAUGGAGAGAUUUAUAACUGAUUUAAUAAAGAAAAGUGUACAAGAUGUAACUGGGUCAGAAUUUGAAUUAUUCAUGGGUUUCCUGCGAAGCUUGAGCAUAUUUGGGGAUUCUGCUCCUAGAGAGUCCUUUCAAGAACUAAUCGAAAUUAUUCAAGCACAAGCUGAUCUUGAUUCACAAUUCAAUGUUUCUGACAUUGACCACAUUGAGAGGUGGAGUUCAUGCAUGUAUAUGGCUCUUCCAAUCUUCAUGAGAGGUGCAUCAAGCAGCAAGUUCCUCAAUUACUUUGUUAAGCAAAUUGUUCCAGCUUUUGAGAAGAUUCCUGAAGAAAAGAAACUGGAUUUGCUCAAGACUAUCGCUGCAAGUUCACCAUAUGCUGCAGCACAGGAUUCACGUCAGCUGCUUCCAUCUGUCGUUCAAUUGCUCAAGAAGUACAUGCCUGGGAAGAAGGUGGAAGAUAUCAACCACAAUUAUGUUGAGUGCUUGCUCUACACUUUUCACCAUUUGGCUCACAAGACUCCAAACACAACAAACAGUCUCUGCGGUUACAAGAUUGUUACUGGGCAGCCAUCAGACAGGCUUGGAGAGGAUUUUUCAGAGCACUACAAAGAUUUCAGAGAGAGGUUAACUGGAACAGAAGAGACAGUACGAGCAGCCUCAAAGAGACUAACUCAGGGAAUGGCAGACUUCAACAAGGCAAUAACAUCAGCAAAAACCGAAGAGGAAAAAACUAAAAUUAAAAGCGAUCAACAUACUGCCACAAGGACAAUGCGCUCAUAUAACAAUAUAUUGGCAAUGACACAUCCAUUGCAUAUGAAAUCUCCUUCAUUUAUCAGUGAUAAGAAAAUCACUCUGUCAUGGAUGGAGCAGCCCAAGAAACCAGCAGCCACAACAGCAGGACUGAAGAGGUCCCAACCUGCUACAAAUGGGAAUGGCCCUGCAAGCAAGAAGGGGCGAGGAGGAAUGCAGAAUCAGCUUGUGAACAGAGCUUUUGAAGGAUUGUCUUAUGGUGGUAGAGGCAGUGGAAGAGGUCGGGGCAGGGGAGGCCGAGGAAGAGGAAGAGGAUGGGGUGGCUACCGCUAAGAUCAGAGGAAGUUAUUCAACCUGACAUAGAAGGAUGAGCUUUCUGCUUCCGCUUGAGAGUAAGCGCAGAGAUCGGUGUUUAUUUGUCGUGUGCUUCACUGGCGCUGGCUCUUCUGUAUGCAACAAGGUGCGAUCUUCUAGGCAUGCAACUGCAAAAUGCGUACAGAAAGUGUAAAAGAGGAUGUCUGAGAAUGUGAACAAAAUAUGUGCAGCGUUGCUGUUCAUUUACCAUCAUAGGUGUUCUUCGCCACUCUGGCCGUUUCGCCCUUUUUUUUGGCGUUUUAAGAACUGAACAGUUACAAAUUGUUGUUAGAUUAUUUAUUUGAUUUUACCAGUGUCUGAAGAGAUCACCUAGUUUUAUGUUGA